UUUGUAGCGGUUGGAAGAAGUAUUUAUAGGCGCUGUGUCCGAAGCUGAGGAAAUGAUCUCAGUCCAGCUGAAGGUUCAUCCGAACAUGAAGCCGGAAGCCGAGAUAAGCGAUAAAGAGUGGCGGCAAAUGCGACGCCAAAUGCCGAAGCUCGACUUCGAGCCGGUACCAGAAACCCCUGCAUUGCUUCCACGAUCUCUCUAUGGCGAGAGCGAUCAGGAGCUAUCGUCGAUCUACGAGGAAGAGCCGCGGGUGGUCCGCGAAAGCACCGAGACUGAAGUUAAGCCAACUUGCCAAUGCCAUAAUUCACCCAAGAACCGCACCAGGCAAGAAGAACCUCCUCAUUUGCUGAUAAGAUAUUUUACUGACUGAAGUUUUUAUCUUGUUAGUACAAUCUCUACGAGUGGCAGCAGUCUCACUGAAGUUGGGCAAACGCAAUCCGAGGUGACUUCGAAGAAACAAAGCACUGAGUUGCCUUCAACAUCAAUGGCAGUGUCUCCUACGACUACGAGGCGCUAUGUGCCGCAAGAGCAGCAGCGGCCACCUGAAAAUACAUUCGAGCUGGACGACACCGAACUCGCAGCAUUAGAUGCUCAGCUGGCGGCAGCGCAAAACGCCACUCGUCGAUUGAUUAUGGGUGCUUUUCUAAAUCUCAAGGCAAAGAAAGCAAAGACCGAAGCCCAAGAGCGCAUGAAGCUGUCUGCUGCUCAUGCUAGCGAUAUCAAGAUCCUUCAAAAUACGGUGGAGGACUUGAAAUUGAAGGUGGCAAAGGCUGAGGAACAGCGAGACCAGCGUAACUUGCUGCUGGAUCGCUUUUCGGAGUUUACAACCAAGAAAUUGCAUCUCAACCAAGAACGCAGUGGAAAGCGUUCAAUGGUGGACUGUUUCCAUGCAUGGAAUGAAAUGACUCGACAGAGGACAGCAAAAUAUACUGCUCUUUGCCGGGUAUUUGCUCAAGCUUGUAAGCGUCAGCAGCUUGCAGGCUUUCGCUAUUGGAAAGAAAGCGUGCAAAUGUCCCUACUUCAAAAGCAGCUUCAAGAUCAACGAGACCGGUACGAACAUCGAAUCGUCGAGAUGGAGAAGGAAUAUCAGCUCAAAACUCAACAGCUUCAACACGAUAUCGACGAUACAAAAUCUCAGGUAGCAGAAUCGCAAAAAUGCCGGCGAAAGCUAGAAGAAGACCUUCGCCUGGUAUUUUUGCGAGGUGUCUCGGCGAUGAACAUCGAAGCAUUAAAUGUCUUCGGUUCAAGCCACAAACAACUUCGCAAGCUAGGCGAACAAGAGCGAUCGGUUCUGCCGUCGCGUCAGAAGGAGGAAAUCAGCAAUCAAAGCGCUGAAUCAGCCGCAACUAAAGUCAUACCCUCCAGCGAGCUCACUGUUUCAGAAGUUAUGGCGCCGCUAAAAGAGCUUAAAUCGCCGGAAACAAGUGCACCAGUCCCCGUCUCGAUUGAAGACUCAGGCACGGUGUGCUCCUCGCCAUGUCAUUCCCGGCUGUCUGUGGUGAGGUCCAGCUACUCGCAAACUUCACCGUCUCUCAGUCGAGCUACCAACGAGUGUUCCCAUCCUAACAAUACCUCCGGACUUCGCAGCGCCGAGAUGAUCCGGCAACACGAGUUGUCUCCCUCAAUGUGGGGGCCGCCUGCAAGUCGAUCAGCGUCCUCAACUUUCCGUCCAUCCUCAGCUCCAUCACCAACGAAAAAGAGAUUGGGCUCCCAGUUGAGCACUAAAUCUCAAGUGGAAAUGCAGUAUAUGCGCAGUACCAUUGCUGCUUCAGCAGCACGAGCGACUCGCUCGCCAAAUUCGACUUCCAGAUCACAUAGAUCGUAAAAUGGUAAAAAUGGAUACUUCUAGUAGUAACUCCC
Molecule: messenger RNA, 1860 nt
Organism: Phytophthora nicotianae INRA-310
Lineage: Eukaryota; Oomycota; Peronosporomycetes; Peronosporales; Peronosporaceae
Exons: 5
Coding region: 485-1825 (446 amino acids)
Cellular component (GO): centrosome
Source: RefSeq, a predicted model, not a curated record